Molecule: messenger RNA, 1621 nt
Organism: Prosopis cineraria
Lineage: Eukaryota; Viridiplantae; Streptophyta; Magnoliopsida; Fabales; Fabaceae
Product: auxin efflux carrier component 5
Exons: 4
Coding region: 66-1013 (315 amino acids)
Biological process (GO): auxin export across the plasma membrane; auxin polar transport
Cellular component (GO): endoplasmic reticulum; plasma membrane
Molecular function (GO): auxin efflux transmembrane transporter activity
Source: RefSeq, a predicted model, not a curated record
UGAAAGCGAAGCGCUAAUAUAUAGUCUUGGGACGUUGAAGGUAAAGAAAGUAAAUAAAAAAGAAAAUGAUAGGAUGGCAAGACGUGUAUAAGGUGGUGGUGGCAAUGGUGCCAUUGUACGUGGCUCUGAUGUUAGGGUACGGGUCAGUGAGGUGGUGGGGGAUCUUCACGAGGGAGCAGUGCGACGCCAUAAACCGACUGGUGUGCUACUUCACGCUGCCUCUCUUCACCUUCGAGUUCACGGCUCACAUUGAUCCCUUCCGCAUGAAUUUCCCCUUCAUCGCAGCCGACACCAUCUCCAAGUUCAUCAUCGUCUCGGUGCUCGCCUUCUGGGCCAAGUGCUCUUCCAAAGGAAGUUACUGCUGGUCCAUCACCAGCUUCUCCCUGUGCACUUUAACCAGCGCUCUUGUUGUGGGGGUCCCUCUCACGAAGGCCAUGUACGGCCCGUUGGGGGUCGACCUCGUCGUCCAAUCUUCGGUUGUCCAGGCCAUCGUAUGGCUCACUCUUCUCCUCUUCGUCUUGGAAUUUCGAAGAGCGGGAACAAUCCAAGGCACUGAUUCUACUUCUCACUCAAACCCUUCUGUAAAGGCGCCAAAAGAUGUUGCUACUGUUGCAGUAGUAGUGGACGAGGGAUUAGUCAUAAGCAGCGGCACCGCCACCAGGCCUCCCUUCUGGAAGUCGAUGAAGCUUGUGGGGCUGAAGCUCGCAGUCAACCCUAACACGUACGGUUGUAUCGUUGGCAUUUCCUGGGCUUUCAUCGCUAACAGGUGGAAGUUGGAAAUGCCAAGCAUCAUAGAAGAGUCAAUAUUAAUCAUGUCAAGGGCAGGGACGGGCACUGCCAUGUUUAGCAUGGGUGUUUUCAUGGCGCUUCAGGAGAAGUUGAUAGCUUGCGGAUCCAGUCUGACGGUAUUCAGCAUGGUUUUAAAGUUCGUAGCCGGACCUGCGGCCAUGGCUAUUGCUUCCAUCGCUGUGGGAUUGCAUGAUGACGUUCUCCGAGUCGCUAUCAUUCAGUAGGAACUAGGAAGAGACAGCUAGCUGGAAGAGCGAAGUUAGUUUUUAAUAUAAACUGUAAGUCCUUUAUUUCUCGACUACAAGACCGUAGAGAAAGUAUAUCUUCAAUUAGUGUUGGCUCCAGUUCCUUCACCCUUUUAAUUUAUAAAAAUUUUUAUGCCCACGCUUUUAAAUUUAUUACAUAUCGUCAUGUAAUGGAUUAAUUUAUUUAAAUUGACAAAAAAGAUUGCCAGGGCCAAGUUUAAGGGAUAAAAAUGUUCACCAAAAAGCGGAGUCUCCUUUGUCCCCUACAGCUUAAAAAAUAAAAAAGAGGAAAAAAAUCCGGAUAUGUGGUUCACAAACUCGCAAGUAUAAAUUAGUGGCUGGAGUUAGUUUGAUUUGGAAUAAGUGUAGAAAGCAAGUAAAGCUUUAGGCUUGAAGCGUGACCGAAAUCAAAGGAACGAUGUGAAGAUACAGUGGGAAGAAAAGAAAGGGGAAGCUAGUGGCGGGCGAAUUUUGUGGGUGAUGUUUGAAUUAUAGCGGUGUUGCUAGAUUGAUUUGUUAAUUGGCACAAGAUUCUCAGUUGUGAGAGAAUAAUAUAAUAGGGAAGAUGCUCAGUGAAGUUGGAUAUU